AUGGCUUCCUUACAUCAGUUGCUCGCCGACGAAGGAUUUGAGAACAGAAAGUUCUUGAGAAAUAGGACACAAGUGAAGCUUAGAGACAGAUUAAUUAGACCAGAAGAUUCUGUAAUAUUGCCUAUACAUAUUUGCCAUGACCAGAAAAGAUUCCGUUCUUCCAAGCAGAAGAGCGAUAAGGCCUCUAUGCGAAACGGGUCAUCGAUAUUUUCGUCGAGGAGAGUGAGUUCGGAUACGGAGAGAUUGCAGUCCAAGUCAUUCUUGAGGGGAGAAGAACCUGCAAUUGAUGAGAUAGCUAUUAGAGCUGUGGUAUCUAUACUUAGUGGUUAUAUAGGCAGGUAUAUAAAAGAUGUGAGUUUUAGGGAGGUGAUUAGAGAGAAGUGCAACUCUUGCUUGGUGAGAAGAAGUAAGGGUUCGGAUGAUGGGGUUUUUGGGAAUUUGGAGUUGGGAAUGGAAAGAAUUGAGAAGUUGGUUGAAGUGCAGGCAACAAGGAAGGAAAUGAAAAUGGAGGCAACGAAAAAUUCAAUUCAGCUUUUGAACAUUGUUGCUUCAUUGAAUUCUAAGAAAUCAAGGAAUGGCUCAACUUGUGGUGUACCCAAUUCACAUAUCUCAGCUUGUGCUCAAUUGUACUUGUCCAUUGUUUACAAGCUAGAGAAGAAUGACAGGAUAUCUGCAAGACAUCUACUUCAUGUUUUUUGCGAUUCGCCGUUUUUAGCAAGGACUCACUUGCUUCCUGAUCUUUGGGACCAUUUCCUUCUUCCCCAUCUUCUUCACCUUAAAGUUUGGUACCAUAAGGAACUUGAAGUUCUGUCAGAUUCCAAGCAUGUUGAUAAGGAAAGAAGGAUGAAAGCUUUGAGCAAGGUCUAUAAUGACCAGAUGGAUAUGGGAACUAUCCAGUUUGCUCUGUACUAUAAAGAGUGGCUCAAGGUUGGGGCCAAAUCUCCUUCUGUUCCUGCUGUCCCUUUGCCAUCUAGACCAAGUUGUGCACCAUCAAUGAGGAGAUCAUCAGAUUCUUAUAACUCUCAUUCCUCCGUCAACACUAACUUAUACCGAGCUGUGUUUGGCCCCACGCUGGAGUGCAGAUCGAUGGACCUCGAUUCUCGAAAUAGAGCUUCAAUGGAUACAGGGAGCAUGGAGGAAGAAAAGUUGUGCACAAAUGAAUACAAAGAUUGCAAUUAUGCUACUAAUAAUAAGACGAGGACUCCUCGAAGGACCUCAAGUCAAGAUUAUGGAAUUUCGAGAAAAGGCAUAUGGCAUGAGCCGCAGAAACCAGAUCACUCUAGGGUCUUUUCCUGCCAAACUGUGUUCUCAGAAUGCCUGGUGAAUGACAACAUCAUUGUCAGGAGUAAUUCAAUCAGGAAUGAAGAGGCAAUCCAUCUUCCUUCCAGUGAUCUAAGUAGAGCCAUUAGCACUAUUUGCUCCUCAGAUAGUCUAACUGAGUGUGAAAUUGCAAUCCAUGUCACUGCCAAAGCCUGGUUGGACUCACAUGGAAGUAAUGAAAUUGAAGGUGCUUUAUCAAAGGCACCUGUGGUUGAAGGAUUGCUUGACGUCUUGUUUGCUUCUACUGACGAUGAAGUUCUAGAGCUGGUAAUAUCUAUUCUUGCAGAACUUGUAGCAAGAAAUGAAGCAAAUAGGCUAAUAGUACUCAACUCUGACCCACAGUUCAAGAUCUUCAUGAAACUCUUAAAAAGUAGCAGUUUAUUUCUUAAAGCUGCUGUUCUGCUUUACCUAGUGAAGCCGAAGGCAAAACAGAUGGUCUCUAUUGAGUGGAUAGCGCUAGUCCUUAGAGUUUUAGAGUUCGGAGGCCAGUUGCAGACCCUGUUCACUGUAACGUGCAUGCCUCAAAAGGCAGCAAUGUACUUCUUAGACCAACUUCUAACAGGUUUUGAUGAAGAUAGGAACUUAGAGAAUGCUAGUCAAGUUGUUGCCCUGGGAGGAUUGAGCUUGUUGGCAAGGACCUUUGAAGUAGGAGACAUCAUUGAGAGAAAUCAUGCUGCUAUGUUCAUGUUAUGUUGCAUUCGAGCUAAUGGGAGCUCUCGAAACUACGUAGCUGACAAUUUGAACAAGGCUUCUCUCCUUGAGCUCAUUGUUCUUGAAAUCCAGAAGAAGUUUAAUGGAUGUGCAUUCAAUUUACUAGCCGAGCUACUAUGCCUGAGUAGAAGAACACGGAUCAUUAAAUUCUUAACUGGAUUCAAUAAUGGAUGGGGCGGCUUGAGCACCAUGCACAUCUUUCUAGUCUAUCUCCAGAGAGCUUCUCCUGAAGAACGCCCGCUGGUUGCGGCAGUUCUCUUGCAGCUUGAUCUUCUGGAAGAUCUUUCGAAGUCCAGCUUGUAUAGAGAAGAAGCAGUUGAGGCAAUCACACAAUCUUUAGAGUGUCAUAAUUGUAGCACCAAGGUUCAAGAACAAACAGCAAAAGCUCUCUUGAUGUUGGGAGGCUGUUUUUCGUACAAUGGAGAGGAAACAGCGGAAGAAUGGCUUUUACAACAAGCAGGUUUCCAUGAGAGAUUACGAGGAUCAUUUCGACGAAAGGAAAUAGUUGAUGGGAACUUGAAUGAAGAGGAAGAUGCAAUGGAAGAUUGGCAAAGGAAAGUAGCAGUAGUCUUGCUGAACAGUGGCAGCAAGAAGUUUCUGGCUGUCCUUUCCAAUUCCAUUGCCAAUGGCAUCCCAAAUUUAGUACAAUCAAGCCUCUUCACUGUUGCAUGGAUGAGCAGAAUCCUGCUUCCAUUCAGAAAAGAAAAGUCACUCUCAAAAUUUUCGCCGCAACUGCUAGAACCACCACAUUAUGACAGAGCUCUAAUAGGAAGAGUGAAUCCUUCUUUUUCACCGCAGCAUCUCAUAAAAUGUUCAGAAUCUCUCUCUAUGCUUUCGACAUUGAACAAAGAGUUGAUAGAUCCUCUUCGAGAUCCUCUAUGA
This is a messenger RNA of Dovyalis caffra, 2913 nucleotides long. The record is from the annotation of a GenBank genome assembly. NCBI's taxonomy places the organism in Eukaryota, Viridiplantae, Streptophyta, Magnoliopsida, Malpighiales, Salicaceae.